Cavenderia fasciculata is the source of this 1095-nucleotide messenger RNA. RefSeq names its product coproporphyrinogen III oxidase (gene hemF). Gene Ontology annotation, cellular component: cytoplasm; mitochondrial intermembrane space. The record is from RefSeq and is a predicted model, not a curated record. Lineage: Eukaryota; Evosea; Eumycetozoa; Acytosteliales; Cavenderiaceae. Gene Ontology annotation, molecular function: coproporphyrinogen oxidase activity. The transcript has a single exon. Bases 1 to 1095 code for a protein of 364 amino acids.
AUGGCGUCAACACACAAUAAUAAUAAUAAUAAUGAUAACAACAACAACAACGACCAAGAUGUAACACUUGAAACUAUCAAGAAUGGCUUUCUAGAGAUACAGAAUCACAUCACGUCAUUCUUGAGAGACAAUACUGGUCAGUCUGAACUUGAGGACCGAUGGGACUAUCAUAAAGGUGCUGGUGGAGGAAUCACUCGUGUUUGGGAAGGUCGUAACAAAGAAGAGUUUUAUUUGCAACCAACAACUGAAGGUACAAAGUUGUUUGAACUUGGAAAGACUGAUGUAUUGGAAAAGGCUGGUGUCAACUUUAGUUACAUCUCUGGUAACAACUUGCCGUCGGCAGCUGCCACACAGUUUAAUGUCGACCCUUCACUCGGGUUUGUUGCAACGGGUGUUAGCUUGGUACUGCAUUCCUACAAUCCCAACGUACCUACGAUCCACAUGAACGUACGAUACUUUCAAGCUGGAGACUCUGUAUGGUGGUUUGGAGGUGGUGUAGAUGUCACUCCUGUCUAUCCCCGUCUCUCUCAAGUCACAGAAUACCAUCGUAAACUCGAUCAAUUGUGUCGUGACUUUGGAUCACCUGCACUCAACCUAACCUACCAACACGGCAAGAAAGAAUGUGACCAAUACUUUUACCUCAAGCAUCGUGAAGAGACACGUGGUGUAGGCGGUCUCUUUUUCGACCAUCUCUCUAAAAAGUUGGGUGACGCCACUUCAGACGAAGCCAAAGCCAUGCCAGAACAAGAAAAGAAACAACGUAUUUGGAAGUUUAUCUAUCAACUUGGUAUGGCAUUUACAGAGCUCUACCGUCCAUUCCUAGUCGAUAAUCUCCAGACCCCUUACACUGAACCAAUGCGUGAUUUCCAAUUAUACCGUCGAUCAAGAUACGUAGAGUUUAACCUCUUGUUUGAUCGUGGUACCAAGUUUGGUAUUCAAUCAGAAGGUCGCAUAGAAUCAAUCUUUAUGUCACUCCCAGCCGUUUGUAAAUGGCGUUACAAUUAUCAUCCAGAACCAAAUACACCAGAAUUUGAAUUAACAGAUUUCUAUCUCAAACCUCAAGAUUGGUUAGCCUUAAACCAAAACAAAAAUUAA